AUGGCCACUCCGCCCGUCCAGUCGAUCAAGUGCGUCGUCACAGGUGAUGGUGCCGUCGGCAAGACAUGUCUGCUCAUCUCCUACACAACAAAUGCUUUCCCCGGCGAAUACAUCCCCACGGUAUUCGACAACUACUCUGCGAGCGUGACUGUUGAUGGAAGGCCCAUCAGCUUGGGGUUGUGGGAUACGGCCGGUCAAGAAGAUUACGACAGACUGCGGCCUCUCUCAUACCCCCAGACCGAUGUUUUCCUCAUCUGCUUCUCCCUCGUCAGCCCUCCUUCGUUUGACAACGUGAAGGCCAAGUGGUGGCCCGAAAUCGGACAUCACGCUCCCAAUAUUCCCAUUGUGCUGGUUGGCACCAAGCUGGACGCCAGAGAUGACCCUAAUACGCUCAAGACAAUGGCCGAGAAGCGGUGGUCGCCUAUUACCUACCCCAUGGGAUUGGCCCUUGCCAAGGAGAUUGGAGCUUACAAGUACGCCGAAUGCUCUGCCUUGACACAGAUGGGUCUCAAGACCGUCUUUGACUAUGCCAUCAGAGCCGUCAUUGAGCCCAAGGCCGCUCCUCAGACGAAGAAGAAGUCGUCCAAGUGCACGCUCCUCUAA
Molecule: messenger RNA, 603 nt
Organism: Podospora anserina S mat+
Lineage: Eukaryota; Fungi; Ascomycota; Sordariomycetes; Sordariales; Podosporaceae
Exons: 5
Coding region: 1-603 (200 amino acids)
Biological process (GO): regulation of actin cytoskeleton organization; small GTPase-mediated signal transduction; establishment or maintenance of cell polarity
Cellular component (GO): cell cortex; plasma membrane; cytoplasmic vesicle
Molecular function (GO): protein kinase binding; GTP binding; GTPase activity
Source: RefSeq, a predicted model, not a curated record